Molecule: messenger RNA, 1212 nt
Organism: Diaporthe citri
Lineage: Eukaryota; Fungi; Ascomycota; Sordariomycetes; Diaporthales; Diaporthaceae
Exons: 6
Coding region: 1-1212 (403 amino acids)
Biological process (GO): carbohydrate transport; transmembrane transport
Cellular component (GO): membrane
Molecular function (GO): carbohydrate:proton symporter activity
Source: RefSeq, a predicted model, not a curated record
AUGAAGAUUUUUGAACUUAGGGGAAAGCCCCUAUUGGCAGUCAUCAUCAUCACGUCGGGCCUCGACUUCAUGCUCUUUGGGUAUGACCAAGGGUUGUUUGGAGGAAUCCUCGGGGGCCAGCGUUUUAAGGAUACGCUUGGUAAUCCCGACGCGACUAUGACCGGCCUUGUAACUGCCAUCUACGACAUCGGGUGUGCUCUGGGUGCUGUGGCUGCCUUCGUGUGGGGCGAGAGGAUCGGAAGGAAGUGGUCGAUUGUCUGGGCCAAUGUCAUUGUCAUCGUUGCAGCAGUGAUACAGUGCACAUCUUUUGAGUAUUGGCAGAUGUUUGUUGCAAGAAUCAUCGGCGGACUCGGCGUUGGACUCUCUACGGUGGCCGUACCGAUCCUCCAGUCCGAAACCCUACCAGCACACAACCGGGGAGCUCUGCUGGUCAUCCAGUCGGCGGUCACCAUUCUAGGCGUUGCCCUUGCUUCCUGGCUCUGCUUCGCGACCUUGUACGCGAACAGCUUGAUGCAGUGGCGUUUCCCGGCUCGACAAGUGAUAUCUCGGCUUCUAGAUAAGCAUCCAGACGACGACGAGGUUCAGGGCCAGUUGCAGGAGAUCCUGGAGGCUCUCAGCUUAGAGAGCAGGAGUAGCGAACCCUUCUGGAGUGAGGUCUUCAGUAAUUCGACAAAGUCUCGGAAUCUGCACCGCGUCUUCCUUGGUAUGGGUCCGUACAUGAUGAACCAGUGGUCGGGUAUCAAUACUUACACCGCUGCUGCUGCCGCCGUGGCGUUCAUGUUCAUCUUCCUUGAUUGCUUCACAUUCGGUAUUAUGCCCGUCUCUUGGUAUUAUUCAGCCGAGAUCCAGCCCCUGAACGUGCGUAACAAGGCGACAGCAGUCGGCGUCUUCAGCCAUUGGAUGAGUAACUUUGUGGUAGUCAUGGUCACGCCCAUCGGUCUGAACAAUAUCCGCGGCCACUACUUCUGGGUCUGGGCGGCGGUUAGUGCGUCUUGCGUCCCUCCGACUUGCUUCUGCGGUGUUGAGACGUCCGGCCGCACUCUCGAACAAAUUGAUGUCAUGUUCUACGAGAACCCGAGGAUACUGAUGGGACUCAACCCGGAGAAUCGGCGUGUUGUUCGAUCAACCGUCGCAGACGAGGAGGAGCGCUUCAAGAAUUUUGCGCACGCAAAGGAUGCCAAUGUGGAAAUGGUCGAAGAUGUGUCGCAGUAG